Gossypium raimondii (Peruvian cotton) is the source of this 2523-nucleotide messenger RNA. RefSeq lists its product as uncharacterized. Bases 204 to 2405 code for a protein of 733 amino acids. The record is from RefSeq and is a predicted model, not a curated record. Lineage: Eukaryota; Viridiplantae; Streptophyta; Magnoliopsida; Malvales; Malvaceae. The transcript has 14 exons.
UGGUUAAUGGUAGCUGCUUCAUGUAGACAUAUAACGUGGCAACAUUUCUGCAAUCGGAAGAAAAAAAUAUAGAAAAAGUUUCGUAACCCGGUCCCAAUCACAAGCUUCGUUCAAAGACGCAUUUUCACAAACAAGUUGUGAGCAGGACUCAAAGCUUAGGUAGGUGCUCGACUUCUUUCGCUUUCCUUUGUACCGUUCGCUCAAUGAGGAAUGUCUUCGCUACUCUCAACCGUCAUCGCCGUCUCACAUUGCUCUCCACUGCUGUAAACCAUAAUAGACAUGUUGGAACUAUGCUGCGUUAUUCUGUUUCUCCGGAAGUUCAGAUGGAUACCAGGCAUCGAUUAUACUUGUUGCAACAACAUCUGUUUUCUACAGGUUUUGCCAGUGUGCAUGGUGAGAGGCCUUCUGCAGAGUAUGCUAAGCUGAGGAAAGAAUCAUUGGAAAGUGAAUUUGGGCAUACUGUUGGGACGCACAGCUCAACAAGCGUUUCUGCAGUAUACCGAUUUGGCCCAUUUCUGGCUUUGUAUAGAGCAGCAAUCAUUUCAUUUCAUGUAUUGAAGUUGACCAUUUGGCAAUUCUUUUUUCGAGACAUAAAAGAGCGUGCUGUGAAGUUUCGUGAGAUGUUAAUCCGCUUGGGUCCUUUCUAUGUUAAGCUUGGACAGGCUUUGAGCACAAGAGCAGAUAUAUUGCCACCUGUCUAUUGCCAAGAGCUUGCUAAGUUACAGGAUCAAAUUCCCCCAUUCCCGACUCGUAUUGCAAAAAAAUCUAUUGAAAUGGAAUUGGGUAUUCCAAUUUCUGAAAUUUUUGCUGAUAUUAGCCCAGAGCCUAUUGCAGCAGCAUCUUUAGGACAAGUGUAUAAAGCUCGCCUUCAUUCUGGAGAACUUGUAGCUGUUAAAGUACAGAGGCCUGGUAUGUCACUAAUGUUGACCCUUGAUGCAUUGUUAUUCCAUAUGAUUGGUGGCCAAAUAAAGCGAUUUGCAAAAGCUCGCAAAGAUCUUUUAGUAGCUGUGAAUGAAAUGGUAAGGCACAUGUUUGAUGAAAUCGAUUACGUACUGGAGGCUAGAAAUGCUGAACGGUUUGCCUCUCUUUAUGGUGGCUGGCCUGGUGAUGGCCAUACUUCUAAUCAUAAUGCCAAAGGUGUGAAUACCAUCAAAAAUAAAAAUGCAAAGGGAAUUAAAGUGCCAAAAAUAUAUUGGAACCUGACCCGAAAAACUGUGCUUACUAUGGAGUGGGUAGAUGGAAUUAAGCUCACAGAUGAAGCUGCCCUGAAAAAGGCAUAUCUUAAUCGAAGGGAACUGAUUGACCCGGGAGUGUAUUGCUCUUUGAGACAAAUGCUUGAGGUGGGGUUUUUCCAUGCUGACCCACAUCCAGGAAACCUGCUUGCUACUAGCUGUGGAUCCCUUGCAUAUUUUGACUUUGGGAUGAUGGGGGAUAUUCCUCGCCAUUACCGUGUAGGACUUAUUCAAGUGCUUGUGCACUUUGUUAAUCAUGACUCUCUGGGAUUGGCAAAUGAUUAUCUUUCUUUGGGAUUUAUUCCUGAAGGAGCUGAUAUGCAAUCCGUGGCAGAUGCAUUGCAGACAUCUUUUGGGGAUGGGACUCGACAAUCUAAAGAUUUCCAGGGUAUAAUGAACCAGUUAUAUGAUGUCAUGUAUGAUUUUAACUUCUCUCUUCCCCCAGACUAUGCUCUAGUGGUGAGAGCUCUUGCUUCACUAGAAGGAACAGCAAAAGCACUUGAUCCAGAUUUCAAAGUCAUUGAAAGUGCAUAUCCUUUUGUGAUUGGGAGGCUGUUGGCCGAUCCCAGUCCUGACAUGAGAAAAAUCUUAAGGGAGCUUCUUAUUCGUAACAAUGGAUCCAUUAGGUGGAACCGCCUGGAGCGCUUGGUAGCUGCAAUAUCUGAACAGGCUUCUGAGGAUCCUCCUGAAUCUGAAGAAAAUGAUUCACCUCUGUCGGGAUGGAAGUCAUUCGAUAUGCAUGCAGUUGUUGAUGCCACAGAAGAUCUUCUGCUUUUCAUUCUAUCUGAAAAGGGUCUAAUGGUGCGCGUUUUCCUCCUUCGGGAUAUAAUUCGAGCAGCAGAUAUCUUUCUGCAUGAUGAAGUCUUUGGUUGCAGGCUAGAAGCUGAAAGUAAAGCAAGGAGAACUUCAGAAUUUGAGGAUGGUGCGAUUAUGAGUAGGGUAGUUAAUGGAUUCGGGUUACUUACUCGAGCAGUAAAGUCGGCCCCUGAGAUUUGGACGGCGAUGUUGAUGCGCAUUGUGUUGAAGCCACAAACCCUUGGCUUUUCUGUAGAUAUCAUAUCGGCCGUGUGCAACCACGUCAGCAACAAAUUCCCAGAGUCCUUUUGGGUUUGUAUGUCCAGACUGAUUCACGAGUUGUCAAAAACCCAUGCACCUGACACUCGUAUGAGAUAAUAACAACUUGUAUUUACAAAGUGUGUUUAUAUUGGAAACUUAGUCUAAUGGAUUUUAAAUUUGAUUUAAUCUAUGAAUUCAAAAUGAAAAUUAAGAGAUUCCAAUUUAAUUUGAACCA